Messenger RNA from Aspergillus wentii DTO 134E9, 1960 nucleotides. Its product is annotated as thiamine pyrophosphate-dependent dehydrogenase E1 component subunit alpha. Gene Ontology annotation, biological process: branched-chain amino acid catabolic process. Gene Ontology annotation, molecular function: oxidoreductase activity, acting on the aldehyde or oxo group of donors, disulfide as acceptor. The record is from RefSeq and is a predicted model, not a curated record. The transcript has 5 exons. Bases 389 to 1744 code for a protein of 451 amino acids. NCBI's taxonomy places the organism in Eukaryota, Fungi, Ascomycota, Eurotiomycetes, Eurotiales, Aspergillaceae.
UAUUAGACGGUUAAAUAUCCGACAUUCUUUUUUUCUUUCAUUGAUCCGUUUCAAUUGAUCCUUGAUUCUCAGUUACAUACCGAGUAUCAUCCUUGAUCGACAUAGAAAUCUUCCCUCUCUCUCUCUCUCUCUCUCUCUCUCUUCCACUCCCAUUUCCCCACCAUUAAUUUCUACAGAGCUUCAUCACUUGAACAAACAGUUUACUGUACCUCAUCCUACAUUUAUUUAUCAACACCUCAUCCUGAAUGUUGAUACUAUCAACUAUCGGCUAUCCACGGUACCAUGACGUCCGCCGACCGACGCCAACCGAGUCCCUCCGCAUUUCCCCAGAAUCAAAAGAAGGGCACAUUCCUCCUUUCAUCAUGACAACAGUUCUCCAAAAAGAAUCAUGUCGUUGAAUAUUGUCAGACGGGCAGUCCUACCACUGCGAAGGGCACGAAUUCUUCCCUCCCCUUUUAACGCUAGAAUCGCUGGACGAUGCAGCAGUUCCAUCUCCCAGCGGCCAGGAUCGGAUCGAGUCCGAUUCCCUGGGGCCGUUAACAGCAAGUUCACCUCGCAGAUGUCCUUUAUCAAUGCCUCCGACAUGCCCAACAUCCCUACCUAUCGUGUCAUGGAUUCCGAUGGCGUAUUAGUGGAGAAAACCCGAGAAGCUCUCAAUGUUUCGAACGAAAAUAUCUUGACGUGGUAUAAAAAUAUGUUGACCGUCAGUGUGAUGGACGUGGUUAUGUUCGAAGCACAGCGACAGGGACGGCUGAGCUUCUAUAUGGUAUCCGCUGGCGAAGAAGGUAUCAGUGUUGGAUCUGCCGCGGCCCUCACCCCGGACGAUGUCGUAUUCGCCCAGUAUCGAGAAGCAGGUGUCUUCCAACAACGAGGAUUCACUCUUCAUGAUUUCAUGAGCCAACUGUUCGCCAACAGCAAUGACAAUGGUAGAGGACGAAACAUGCCUGUUCAUUAUGGAUCAAACUACCCUCGCAACCACACCAUUUCGUCCCCUCUUGCAACUCAAAUACCCCAAGCAUCUGGAGCAGCAUACGCCUUGAAGCUCCAAGGUCUCCAAGACCCCAACAAGCCUCCUCGUAUUGUUGCCUGCUACUUCGGCGAAGGUGCCGCCAGUGAAGGCGACUUCCACGCUGGUCUCAACAUCGCCGCCACCCGCUCCUGCCCCGUUGUCUUCAUCUGUCGCAACAACGGCUUUGCCAUCUCCACCCCAACCCUGGAACAAUACCGCGGUGACGGCAUCGCCAGUCGAGGACUCGGUUACGGAAUCGACACCAUCCGCGUCGACGGAAACGACAUCUUCGCUGUGUAUGAAGCCAUGCAAGAAGCCCGUCGCGUCGCCCUCUCAGACGGUGGGAAACCCGUCCUAGUCGAGGCCAUGAGCUACCGUGUCUCCCAUCACAGUACCAGUGACGAUAGCUUCGCGUACCGGGCCCGCGUCGAAGUCGAGGACUGGAAACGCCGCGAUAACCCCAUCAUUCGCCUCCGGAAAUGGCUUGAGAAUGAAGGGCUGUGGAAUGAGGAUCUUGAGCAGAGUACCCGCGAGGAGCUGCGAAAGAACGUGCUCAAGGAAUUCGGCGCCGCGGAGCGUUUGAAGAAGCCACCUAUUCGAGAGGCAUUUACUGAUGUCUAUGAGGAAUUGACCGAGGAAGCCCAGGACCAAAUGAAGGAACUCAAGCGGAUUCUCGAAAAGUAUCCCAACGAGUAUGAUCUUCACCAGUUUGAAGAGGGGAUCAAUGGUCUAUAAAAUGGUGUAAAUGCUGGUCUCUCCCGUUAAACAUACAUACAAAUAGAAUUAUGAUAUCUUGUUUGUCGAUUGCUACGAAUUUGAUGGCUCUGGGCAGUCAAGUUUCUAAUAGUAGCCGUCGCGAACAAUUCGACUUGGAAAUGAUUAUUUUUUAAGGAUUAUCGAGUACCAUAACUAAGCAUUUUAGCGUACAUACAUCAACCAAAUGUAAUAAGA